Molecule: messenger RNA, 957 nt
Organism: Hypanus sabinus (Atlantic stingray)
Lineage: Eukaryota; Metazoa; Chordata; Chondrichthyes; Myliobatiformes; Dasyatidae
Product: GPN-loop GTPase 1-like
Exons: 7
Coding region: 16-678 (220 amino acids)
Molecular function (GO): GTPase activity
Source: RefSeq, a predicted model, not a curated record
UGAAACAUCGUAUGGAUGACAGAGGGAGCUGUUGAAGAGGGUACAUUAAUGUUUAAAAAGUACUUGACAGGUGAAUGGACACGAAGGGAGAGUACUUUAGAUGGAAAUCUGAUUGACAUUGUGGAUCACAGUUUCGCUGUGGAGUGGAUGACAGAUUUUGAAACAUUUCAAGAUGCAUUGAACCAAGAGACAACCUAUGCCAGCAAUCUAACUCGUUCCAUGAGCCUUGUCCUGGAUGAAUUCUACAGUAACCUGCGGGUGGUUGGGGUUUCAGCAGUCGAGGGCGUUGGGAUGCAUGAAUUCCUGCAGCAGGUCACGGAAGCAGCAGCUGAGUACGAACGUGAUUAUCGACCUCAUUAUGAGAAGAUGCAGCAACACCUGGCUGCCAAGGAGGCGAAGAAGCGUGAAGACCAACUAGAACAACUGCGAAAAGACAUGGGGGAGAUUGCCAUGGAUUCCAGCCCCAUUCCUGCCAAUGCAGAUGAGGAACAUGAGGUGGAUCCGGGUCCCUCAGGUCUAAUCCUAACCCGUGGGAUUGCUGAUGAAGAGGAUGAGGAAGUUGAUUCAGAUACGGAUGACCUGGAUUAUCAAAAAGUGGAGGAGCAGAGCGAGGAACCUGCCUUCCAAAGAUACCUGGAGCACAGAAAACAGCGAAACCUCCCUGUUGCCAAAGAAUGACGAGGGAUCAGCUUGGCCAGGUGCCUCAGCCAAUCAGCUGAGCACAGCUGUUGCCAGUCAGUGCGUUUGCGUGGACCCUCCAUCCUCAGAAACCCUCCCUGAGUGGAUGGCAGGUUGAGAUGUGUUGAGUGCUUCCACACUUCACCUGGCCAACGACUCAAUCAGUGGUAGAGUGGUGGGGUCCUACCUUGUUCCACCUGAACACUUGACUUGCUAUAAUUUCAUACAUCAUCGGUGUCUGGUAUUUAUUCAAUAAAAGCAGUUUGUUAUUUUCAUAAA